Molecule: messenger RNA, 744 nt
Organism: Verticillium nonalfalfae
Lineage: Eukaryota; Fungi; Ascomycota; Sordariomycetes; Glomerellales; Plectosphaerellaceae
Gene: MGE1
Product: Mitochondrial matrix cochaperone
Exons: 2
Coding region: 1-744 (247 amino acids)
Biological process (GO): protein import into mitochondrial matrix; protein folding
Cellular component (GO): PAM complex, Tim23 associated import motor
Molecular function (GO): protein homodimerization activity; adenyl-nucleotide exchange factor activity; protein-folding chaperone binding
Source: RefSeq, a predicted model, not a curated record
AUGCUCCGCAAGGUCAUCACCUCUGGCGCCCGCGCCACCCGCUCGGCCGCUCGUGCCCCCGCCGCGUCCCAGGCGCUCCUCCGCCCCCAAUUCCAGCAGACCCAGACCUUCGCCCCGGCCUUCAGGUUACGCGCCGCCCAGCCCGCCGUGUCGCGAUGGUACAGCUCCGAGCCCGACUCCAAGGCUGAUGCCAAGGCCAAGGAGGGUGAUGCCGCUGCCCCCGAGAGCGCCAACCCCGAGCUCGACGCCCUGAAGAAGCAGCUCGAGGCCAAGGAGAAAGAGGCCCUCGACUGGAAGGACAAGUGCCUCCGCUCGGUCGCCGACUUCCGCAACCUCCAGGACCGCACGACCCGCGAGAUGAAGUCGGCCCGCGACUUUGCCAUCCAAAAGUUCGCCAAGGACCUCGUCGACUCGAUCGACAACCUCGACCGCGCCCUCGGCAUGGUGCCCGAGUCCAAGCUGUCGCCCGCCGCCGACGCCUCCGAGGCUGCCAAGGACCUCGCCAACCUGCACGAGGGCCUGCGCAUGACCGAGACGGUCCUCAUGAACACGCUCGAGAAGCACGGCCUCGAGCGCUUCAGCCCCGAGGGCGACAAGUUCAACCCCAACGAGCACGAGGCCACCUUCAUGACGCCCCAGCCCGGCAAGGAGGACAACACCGUCUUCCACGUCCAGUCCAAGGGGUUCAAGCUCAACGGCCGCGUGCUGCGCGCUGCCAAGGUCGGCGUUGUCAAGAACCAAUAA